AAAUGGAUCUCAAAUUCAAAUCACAAGAAACAGGUCGUUCAAUCGGGUUCGCAUCGCAUCUUCGAAGACACGGAGCGACGCUUGCAAAUCAUCUGAAUUACACACGAAACGAAUUUAUCUCGACUUUGGCGGAUUGCCAUCAGAAUUUAGGCAUCGAGGGGAGAGCAUCGAGUCCCGAAAAACAGUUUGACGAAGAUGGCGAUGAAAUUGAAGCAACUGCGACGAAAAUUGAGUGGCAACCUCUAAAAUGCCCGAAAUGUCAUCGAAAUUCCGAGAAUACCCGAAAAUUACUGGAACAUCUCGUCGAAGAUCACGGAAGACCACAAGACAAAGCAUGGUUCGAACAAUUCGACACAAUUGGAACCGAUCUGAAAAAAGUAUUCGACAAGGCCAUUCGGAUACAGGCCGAGAAUAGUGUCGUGAAAAAGAAAUUCCAAAAUUCAAACGAUUUACUCGUCUGCCCCACAGAUUCUCCACUGGCACCAUUUCUGUUAAUGCGACAUCUUCAAGUGAAUUUUCAAGAAGUUUCUCAGACGCUUACAGAGGGAAUUGUGCUGAAAUUACAGAUCGCCUCCACCAGCUACACGAUUAUCUUUUCAUUCCAUAAAGUCGACAAGGCUCGUCGUCGAAUUAAGCGGGAAAUGGCCAGAAAAUCGCUGGAAAGGCGACUCCGCGUGCUCGAGCUUCGCUGCGCCAGAACAUGGGUUCCAGAUGACGAUGUGGUCUUCAAGAAAAAGCGGACAAGUGAAGAGAAUAAGGCUCUAAUACAGGCUCUGAAACUGCCAGCCACGAGCUCUCAUGAUGAUAUUGUACUGAAAAUCAAUGAGAUGAAGACUCAGCACGAUGAGAUGGUUAACAACGUCUACACGAAUAACGUAAAGCCGAACGGACAGAUAAUGUCCGCUGAAGAGAAGCGUCUCAUAUCAUCGCUGACAAAUGACAUGGUGACCCCAGUAUCUGGAAAACGAAAGACCACAUUCAAAAAUCCGAGUGAACUGCAACAAUCGUCGAGAAAACGACAGAAGACGUUGUCACCGGCAUCCCAAUCACCACCAGAGCCCGCCGCUACACGAUCCGAAUUAUAAUUUAUUCUUGUUUCUGCUAGUACUAUUAUCAUUAUUAUUAUGCAUUCGCGAACUUACGGCACCCGGUCUCGAAACGACAAUUUUUUUGUUGAAUGCAAAAAGGUGCGCGCCUUUAAAGAUUACUGUAAUCUCGAACUUUUGGUGCUGCAAAAAAGCAUAAUUUCCACCGAAUUUUUUUAAAUUUUUGUUUUCGAGAACAACUAUAAAUAAAAUCAAUGUAAAGUUUGAAACUACAGUACUCUUUAAAGGAGUAUACCUUUUCGCAUUUGUUAAAAAAAAUUUCGCGUCUGUAUAAUAUUUCUUUCUUUUUUAGCAUCAUCAUUAUUAUUAUUGUUUGUUUCUAAUAUGUUCAAAUUGAUAAGCUUUCUCUCUCCAAAUGUUCACGGGUUGACUGGGGAUCCAUUAGCUUUCCGUUGUUUCGUUGUUCAUUCCAAAGAUCCUUAAUUUUUAAUAUCGUAAUGUAAUUCUUUAAUUUGUCUUUUUUUUUCAAAUUUUGUAAUUUUGUGAAUAUAUAUCCUCAAGUGAAUUUUAGCUUCUUUU
Messenger RNA from Caenorhabditis elegans, 1625 nucleotides. It is a transcript of the gene ZK185.1, whose product is annotated as C2H2-type domain-containing protein. The record is from RefSeq and is marked reviewed. The transcript is spliced from 6 exons. Lineage: Eukaryota; Metazoa; Nematoda; Chromadorea; Rhabditida; Rhabditidae. The coding region runs from base 3 to 1085 and encodes 360 amino acids.